This is a messenger RNA of Owenia fusiformis, 704 nucleotides long. NCBI's taxonomy places the organism in Eukaryota, Metazoa, Annelida, Polychaeta, Sabellida, Oweniidae. The record is from the annotation of a GenBank genome assembly.
UGGACCACAAGGAGAGCAAGGACCACCUGGACCACAAGGAGAGCAAGGACCACCUGGGCCACAUGGAGGGCAAGGACCACCUGGACCACAAGGAGAGCAAGGACCACCUGGACCACAAGGAGAGCAAGGAUCACCUGGACCACAAGGAGAGCAAGGACCACCUGGACCACAAGCAGAGCAAGGACCACCUGGACCACAAGGAGAGCAAGGACCACCUGGCCCAGCUGGACCACAAGGAGUGCAAGGACCACCUGGACCAGCUGGACCACAAGGAGAGCAAGGACCACCUGGACCAACUGGAAACUCUGGACCACAAGGACCCAAAGGAGAUAAAGGGGAACCUGGUGGAAGUAAUGCUGUAUGGACAAGCUGUAAAGAGUAUAUUGGUGACUAUCAACAAGUAGCUGGAGAAUCUCUAGAGUUUCUGGAUCGACACCAUGUGAGGUGCACUACUAAUGAAUUCCUUGUAUCCUGGGCACUCACUGACAGACAAGACAUUCAACUGAGAAUGAAAUGGACAUGCUGCAAAAUUGCAAUUGUAUAACAGGAACUGUUUCAAAAAAUGACACUUGAAUCUUCGCAUGACAUAAGUUCAUUUCACCAAAAUUCACCCUUACCACUCUCCAGUGGCAGUAAUACUAUAUAUUAUUGCUAUUAUAUUAUCAUUAUAUUAUUAUUAUUAUACUAUAUAUUAUUGCUAUUAU